Messenger RNA from Conger conger (European conger), 9628 nucleotides. It is a transcript of the gene nsd1b, whose product is annotated as nuclear receptor binding SET domain protein 1b. Gene Ontology annotation, molecular function: protein binding; histone H3K36 methyltransferase activity. Bases 1 to 6165 code for a protein of 2054 amino acids. Gene Ontology annotation, cellular component: chromatin; nucleus. The transcript is spliced from 23 exons. NCBI's taxonomy places the organism in Eukaryota, Metazoa, Chordata, Actinopteri, Anguilliformes, Congridae. Gene Ontology annotation, biological process: regulation of DNA-templated transcription. The record is from RefSeq and is a predicted model, not a curated record.
AUGGUGAGCCUGCCUGACCUGGCCCUGCCCGCCAAGGACCUCCCGGCCCAUAGGGGCGCUGUUCACCCGGCCGGACGCUCACCGGGGGCCCGCUCCUCACCUGCAGGGAGUGGCGCUGUGCCCGGCGCGCGAUUGGUGGAGCAGGAUUUUGGUUCGAGCAGCUGCUUCGCCCUGCCCAGCCCGGACUACUCCCUGGAGUUCGGCUGCCCCUCCUCCAACGGCUACCUGCACUUCCAGUCCUCUCUGUUUGAGAACGGUGAGAGGAGGGAGGAGGAGGAGGAGGAGGAGGGUGGGGGGCCAGGGUCACAGAGAGACGGGAGGAGGAACGGUUUCGACAGGAGCGGCUCUGGAGCGGACCUAGCCGCGGACGUGCGGGAGCGCGGCGUUCCCGACCUGCCGCUGAACGAUGUGGCGGAGCGCGGCGUUCCCAGAGAGCGUUCCCAGAGUGCCGAUAGCCGGCCGGGGCUCUACGAGGACUCGGAUGAGGGUUCAGGCGACGACUGUGAAACCCCCUCAGUUGGGAAGAGCCCUUCUGGGCGUCGGAAGGGCGCCUCUGCCCCGGGCCCUGCCCCCUCCCUGAGCCUGGCUGAACAGAGGGACGUCUCGCCCGACGGCCGCCGCACCAACACUCCUAACAGUCCAAAGAAGAAGCUCCUUCCCCUCCCACAGUACAGUGUGGGAGACCUGGUCUGGUCCAAGUUCAACCGCAGACCCUGGUGGCCAUGUCAGGUGACCAGGGAUCCUCAGGAUGGAGGUUUCUUGAGACUUAAAGACUCUAUUGACCGGCCUUGCCACCAGUACUUCAUCCAGACGUUUGGGGAUGGCGAGGAGCAGGCCUGGGUCCCGUUCAAGGCCAUGCACCCUUUUGAGGGCGGCUACCAGUUUGAGAAUCUACCUGUGCUUAGAAGGAGGGGGCGCCAGAAGGAUGAAAACUACAGAUACUCGAUACCCAAGCGUUUCAUGGAGUCGUGGAAAGCCAGUGUGCUGGAGGCAGAAGCAGUCCUUCCCAAAGCUGCUGCUACGGAUAAGAGCUGCACUGAUUGGUCUGCCUCACAGGAAGAGAGCCAGACCUCAGAGGCCCCUCCCAGCACUACAGUCACCACGGUAACGGCCAUGUCAGGUCAUCCAUCCAGCAAAACAGAAACAGUCUCCAAAAAGCCCUCCAGAGCAAAGGAUACCAGUAAGUCCCCUGUCACCAAAAAAAUGUGUUCAUCCACCAAAAAGUUGUCUAGCAAGGUCGGGGACAUCCAAAGAGGUUAUGCAGACGCGGAUACAUACUCGGAUAUUGACUCUGUCCCUCGGAUCCUGUGUCCUAAAGCCUUUGAACGACCCUCCAGACCCAGCCAGAGUCGGUGUCCGUUGCCCACGGAGACAGACACGGGGAGGAAACCAGCGAAUAAGAAUGUGAGAGGUCUGUGGUUUAGCAGACCUAAUAGAUCUUCCACUGAAGGUGCUCACGGUGCAGUCACCAGUUCCGAGAGAGGCUCCUCUGGUGAGCUGGAUUCCCAAAGGCCGAACCAGGGAAUCCCCGGCGCCCGAGGGGAGGCCUCCAGGGCUCAGGGCGCCCCGGGGCGGGAGCGGCAAGUCCUCUCUCUCUCCGCCAGCAGUCGUCUGAUGACGAGGGCCCUGAAAGCGCUGGAAGAGCGGGAGCUCAGAGAGAGGGCGAUGUCCGCUGGAACAUCUGGCUCCUCACAGGCAGACGGCCCUGCUUCGGCCACACCCCCUCCUCCCCCCGAACAAUCGGAGUCGGAAGGCACCGGCCGUGCGCGGCUUCAAUCGCCAAAGGCUGGCAGUCGUGAGAAGACCCCCUCCCCUGCAUGUGACAGUCACUCGCUGGAAUGUGCCAGUAAGAAGACCAACAGCCGCAAUGGCCCUCUGGUGAAGCGCUGCCUAAUAUCCCCCGACUUUGUUGACUCUUGUGCUGAUCGGGUCACAAGAGAAAGCUGUGUGUCGGACAUAUCCUCGUGUUCCUCACCUGCGUUGUCUCCCGCGGAGGUCUUCCAGGAUGGCAGGGAGAUUUCCUUUAAGUCCCUUCAGGAUGAGAGGAGUGGCUCUGGUAAAGCGGCGACCCUUCGCCCGGAUGUGAACUACAAGUUCAGCACCUUCCUGAUGCUGCUAAAGGAUAUGCACGAUAGCCGUGAAAUCAAGGGCAAGCCUUUGGUGCUGGCGCCAGGACAGUCCACUGCUCUCAUCAAAGAGGAGCCCUCUCUGAUACCUCAGCCGGGAGAGGGAUCGGCGGGUGGGGUUGAGGAUGGUCAAUGUGAGCAGAACUGGACUCUGGGCUCCAAGAACCAUGCGGUAGCGAAAGCCCGGGGAGCAGCUUUAACCGCACGCUCUAAGUCCAAGCACACGAGCCCGAGGUCUGUCAAGCGGGAAGAAGAUGCCGAUUGGUCUGCCAGGAAGCGUCGCAGGAAGAGCCGCCCUUCGCGGGCGAAGAAGAAAAGCACCGUCGAUGUGCCUUUGGGAGUGGUUGAGUGUGCCUAUGGGAAGGGCCGCGCUGGUCUCGGGGCAGCGCCUGGACCAGGGUUCUCUCUCCUCGCUGGGGAAACGUCCCUCGUCCGGGAGAGUAACUGCUCCAGCGUGGCGCCGAAGAAGCGCUGGCAGAACUUUGAGCCUGCCGCAGGGGAGGUCGGGGACCGUCCCGGGACAGAGCGACCGCACACCGAGGUGCCUUCAGAGCCCAGCGGGGAGUCCAGGGACCGGACGGCUCAGGGUGUGGGUCCUGCCUGGUCCUCUCUGCCUCAGGGGAGUGAGAGCCGGCCGCCUGGAGGCAUCACUCCUGGAGUAACGGGAGGGAAAGAAGUCUCUCCAGUGCAUUCAGAAACCAAACGCCUCAGAAAACCUAGCAAAAGACUGAUCGAGUGGACCGAGGAGUACGAUCACUUAUUCUCCCUGAGGAAGAAACCGAGGAAGACCCCAGCAGCAUCUGGGAAGGGGUCCCAGUCUACUAACCUGGAGGGGUCCCAGUCGAGUCACAGUCUAACGGAACAGGGAGCACCAGGGAAGACAGCCCAGGACCCUGUGAGCUCACUCCUCAACCUGCAAACCCCUCCCCUGGAGGACCAGGCCAAGAGUCCUGCUGGAAGAGCGCCGUCAAUCACAGAGCAAACCGUUCAACACGAUGCUCAGGCCCCACCCACAGACACACUGACUCCGCCCCCUGAGGCUGUUCCUUCCCCCUGCGAGGUCGGAUGUGUGGCAGACCUGGCCAAAAGGCAGAACUCACAAUCAGUAUUCCAGGGCCGCAAGAGACCGAGGAAGCCCAAUCAUAAAGUCCUGGAGUGCUCCAUCCAAUCAGAGCCUGCUACCAUCACGAAGAAGAAGGACUGUAGGCAGUGGGGUAAACAUGCGGAGGAGGGGUCUGGGGCCCAGGACUGUCAGGAAGCACAGGAAGUACAGAAUGAGGUUCAGUCUGUGAAAAAGGAGGUGUCUGAUGUGUCUAGUCCUUCAGGAGAUGCUGAAGAUGCAGGCUCUGCGGAGGAGACCAGGUGCCCCCCCUCACUCGCCGGGACCCCCCCGGCCCCUGGGAGCCCCCUGGAGGGAGGGGGGCAGGACUCCGCCCCAGCAGGCCCCCCGGACCCCAAACUACACCUGGAUGACAAGGGCUCCCUGGAGACAGAGGACUGCGAUGACAGUUCGUCAUCGACGAAGGAGGGGGCCUCGGCAGGUGAGGGGGCACUCUCCACCAAUAAGAGGCCACCUGGAGAGAAAGGGGGUGCGGCUUCCAUGAAGGAGAACGUGUGCCAGGUGUGUGAGCAGACAGGUGAGCUGCUCCUGUGUGAGGGGCAGUGCUGCGGGGCGUUCCACCUGCGCUGCAUCGGCCUGUCGGACACGCCCCAGGGCCGCUUCCUGUGCCAGGAGUGCACCUCCGGUGUACACACGUGUUUCGUGUGUAAGAAGCCGGGGCCGGACGUGCGGCGCUGCGUGAUUCCGGUGUGCGGAAAGUUCUACCACGGGGAGUGCAUCGCCAAACACGCCCCCACCACCCCGCUGGGCCGUGGCUUCCGCUGCUCCCUGCACGUCUGUCUGUGCUGCUACAUCACCAACCCCACCAGCCCCUCUGUCUCCAAGGGGCGUCUGACGCGGUGCGUGCGCUGCCCGGUGGCGUAUCACGCUAACGAGUUCUGCAUGCCAGCCGGGAGCGUGGUCCUGGCCAAUAACAGCUUCCUGUGCCCCAACCACUUCACCCCCCGCCGGGGCUGCCGCAACCACGAGCACAUCAACGUCAGCUGGUGCUUCGUCUGCUCCGAAGGGGGCAGUCUCCUGUGCUGUGAGUCGUGCCCGGCCUCCUUCCACCAGGAGUGUCUGAACAUGGACAUGCCCGAGGGCAGCUGGUACUGCAACGACUGCCGGGCCGGCAAGAAGCCGCUCUACCGGGAGCUGGUGUGGGUGAAAGUGCCCCGAUACAGGUGGUGGCCCGCGGAGGUCAGUCACCCAAAAAACGUACCCGAAAACAUCCUGCGAAAGAAGCACGAAGUCGGCGAGUUCCCUGUGCACUUUUUUGGCUCCAAUGACUACCUGUGGACCUAUCAGGCGCGAGUCUUCCCUUACAUGGAGGGAGAUGCCAACAACAAGGACAAAAUGGGGAAGGGUGUGGAGCCCACCUACAAGAAAGCUCUGCAAGAAGCAGCCAAACGGUUCCACGAACUGCAGGCCGAGAAAGAGCUGAAGCAGCUGCAGGAAGACCGACGAAAUGACAAGAAACCCCCUCCAUACAGACACAUAAAGGUGAACCGACCAAUCGGAAAGGUGCAGAUCAUCACAGCCGACCUAUCGGAGAUCCCCCGCUGUAACUGUAAGGCGACGGAUGAGAGCCCGUGUGGGGUGGACUCGGAGUGCCUGAACCGCAUGCUGCUGUACGAGUGCCACCCGCAGGUCUGCCCCGGGGGGGCCCGCUGCCUCAACCAGGCCUUCACCAAGCGCCAGUACACCCCUGUGGAGAUCUUCAGGACGUUGGUCCGCGGCUGGGGCCUACGCAGCUCCCACAACAUCAAAAAGGGGGAGUUUGUGAGCGAGUACGUGGGUGAGGUGAUCGAUGAGGAGGAGUGCCGGGCAAGGAUCAAAGACGCGCAAGAAAACGACAUCUGCAACUUCUACAUGCUGACGCUGGACAAGGACCGGAUCAUCGACGCAGGACCCAAAGGGAACGAGGCGCGCUUCAUGAACCACAGCUGCCAGCCCAACUGCGAGACGCAGAAGUGGACCGUAAACGGGGACACGCGGGUGGGGCUCUUUGCUGUCACCGACAUUCCUGCAGGUAUAGAGCUCACCUUUAACUACAACCUGGAGUGUCUGGGCAGCGGUAAGACUGCCUGCAGGUGUGGUGCGCCCAACUGCAGCGGCUUCCUGGGAGUCCGGCCUAAGAACCAGCCCCCAUCGGAGGAGAAGCUGAAGAAGCUGAAGAAGAGGGUUCCAGUGAAGCGGAAAGCCCUGGAGGUGACAAGCCAGCGCGAGGACGAGUGUUUCAGCUGUGGGGACCCGGGGCAGCUGGUGUCCUGCAAGAGGCCCGGCUGCCCAAAGGUGUACCAUGCAGACUGCCUGAACCUGAGUAAGCGGCCCGCAGGUCGUUGGGAGUGUCCGUGGCACCAGUGUGAUGUGUGUGGGGAGGAGGCCGGCUCCUUCUGCCAGAUGUGCCCCAGCUCCUUCUGCCGGCAGCACCGGGAGGCCAGACUCUUCAUCUCCCGGCUGGACGGCCGUCUGUCCUGCAGCGAGCACGACCCCUGCGGCCCCAACCCCCUGGAGCCCGGGGAGAUCCGCGAAUACCGGCCCCAGCCCCCCGCCACCGAGCCCGGCCCCGCCCACACGACCCCCGCGCCCCACUCUGCCCUACCCCCGGGUGCCUCUCCAGGCCCCCCGGACCCGCCCUGCCCAGGGGGAAUCAAGAGCCCCUGUGGGUCCCACAACCCACACCCACUCUCCCACUCUCCCAGCUCCUCCUGUGAGGAUGUCAAGGAAGAGGAACAGGAGGAGGAGGAUGAGGAGGAGGAGGAGGAGGAGGAGGAACAGGAAGGGGAUGGAGGGAGUGAGAGCGGGGAGGUGGAUGAGGGUAUGGUGGUGGACAUGCUGGAUGAAGAUGGAGAGAUUGAGGACCUGGGAGAGGAGGGAGAGACUGAUGGAGAGGCGGAUGUUGUGGAUGAUAAGGGAGUAUCUGAAGAGGAAGAUUGAGCUCUCCCUGUAGGCCUGUCAAUCAUAGACCUCUCCCUGUAGGCCUGUCAAUCAUAGACCUCUCCAGAGAGGGUGCGUGGCUGAGCACCCCCAUCGGUCUCUCCGUGACGACUGGGUGGGUGAAGCUCUCUCUAGCCUGUGUGUGGGGUAACCCAACCUCCAUGGGGUCAGAGACGGGGGUUUGGAGAGUGCGUCUGGUCUCCUUACAUUAUCCACGUCCUUCAGUUUAUUCUGUAUAUUCUCGUUUUUUUCUUUUGUGAUCAUGUUUACAUUGACUCAAGCUUUUGUGAAAUACAGCGACUAUCAUGUCCGAUCUCUGUGCAGAGAGUACACAGAGAGAGGCUGCAGAAAGAUGGAGCUGAAAAUGGCACAAUUCAUAUUUUGGGAAUAAUACAUUAAUGGUCCCAUGUGAAAGUGUUCCUUUGAAUGAAAAAAUGAUUUUUGACGCAGAGAAGUUUCUACACAACAGAUUCACACUGCCUAUAGUAUGAAACCAAGGGGAGAUGGUUUAACACAGAUGGGAUAAAGCUUAUUUGUCCUCCAUUUUGUUUGAAAUGGCGUUGUGUGUGUGUGUGUGUGUGUGUGUACACUGGUAUCUCACAUAAGGCCCUCUGGCUUCAGCUGACUGUUAUACAGUGGGAGGGGCAUGUGACUGACUGCAGCAGUAAUUUUAGUACAUUCCACGUAUUUCACAAGGUUCUUCAACUAAUCGUGUUUGUGUGCGUGUGUGUGUGUGUUUGUUUGUAUGUGUGUCUGUGUCUGGGUGUGUGUGUGUGUUUCACUAUGAUUAUUUCAGUGUUACUGCGGGAGUCGCAGUUGCAGGGUGGGGACCAUGCGGGUUAGCAUGCUAGUUAGCACGAGCUGGAGAGGCAGAAUUAGCGGGCAGAGCGGUGUGACCGCUUCCCCACAGCAGAACCCACCUGCUGAACAGCAGCACCUCACUGAACACUGCCUCUACCCCGAGACGGCUGUUCUGCCCCGGGGCACCCUGAACACUGCCUCUACCCCGAGACGGCUGUUCUGCCCCGGGGCACCCUGAACACUGCUUCUACCCCGAGACAGCUGUUCUGCCCCAGGGCACCCUGAACACUGCCUCUACCCCGAGACGGCUGUUCUGCCCCGGGGCACCCUGAACACUGCUUCUACCCCGAGACUGCUGUUCUGCCCCGGGGCACCCUGAACACUGCCUCCAACCCGAGACAGCUGUUCUGCCCCGGGGCACCCUGAACACUGCCUCUACCCCGAGACAGCUGUUCUGCCCCGGGGCACCCUGAACACUGCCUCUACCCCGAGACAGCUGUUCUGCCCCAGGGCAUCCUGAACACUGCCUCUACCCCGAGACAGCUGUUCUGCCCCGGGGCACCCUGAACACUGCUUCUACCCCGAGACGGCUGUUCUGCCCCGGGGCACCCUGCACACUGCUUCUACCCCGAGACAGCUGUUCUGCCCCAGGGCACCCUGAACACUGCCUCUACCCCGAGACGGCUGUUCUGCCCCGGGGCUGUGGGUUUGGCAUCGCCUCGAAUGGCGUGUGGUUGUUUUCGGCAAUGGGGACAUUCCACUUUCUUCUCUUAUCUUUGUCUCCUCAGUUUUUUAUUGAAAACCUCUGCAAAAAUAACCUGCUUAGGCUCCACCCACAGCUGGCUUAGGCUCCACCCACCGCUGGCUUAGGCUCCACCCACAGCUGGUUACGCACAGACCUGCAGCACAAACGCCAGCAGGCCCAGCUUGUCAGCAUGACCAGAAAAGCAACAGGAAGCCCCCUAGCCCUGCACUAGCCCAGCCAUCCUGUGCUCCGUUCUCCAAACAGAAAGAAACGCGUAUAAAUACUUAUAAUAGUUUAGUUUUAGUCAACAAAAACAUAACUUUACUUCUACCAUCCUUACUUGAGACAAUCCAGGUAUGUUAAAAAAAAUAUAUUAAAAAAAAUCUCUAUUGAAGCGUGUGUGUGUGUGUAUGUGUGAACUGGAGUUCUUUAGUCCAGUUGGAAUUACAAACAAGCAACGCACUGCAAUAUGUUCGUGUGAAAAUGUGAACGCUAAAAAGGUUUAUUUAGAUUUUAUUCUGUGUGUAGAGUUUGGAGAACCAUACUAUGGGGAAAAACUCAGUUGUCUUCAGUCCUGAGAUAAGUGUGAAUGGAAAUGGCAUUCUCUACUUUAUCAAAAAACAACCACCGUGAGACAUCUUGUACGGGUGUAUGUGAACAGCUGGUCAUCAAUAUUGCUCCUUAAAAAUCAAUGUUGCAUCUGUAGACUCAAGAUGGGUAUUUUGUGUACUAAAGACAACGCAGCCCAUAGCAGUUUUACUGUAAGUGAUGUAAGCAUUGGAAAUCCUGAACAUUUCAAGUAGACUGUGAACAGGUUUAGUGUGUUAAAUGUUUUAGACAAGUUGGUCAUCUUAUGUUAAGUAAGCGAACAUUUAGGCCCAGAUAAUGUAUGUAAUGUACAUAAGUGUAUAUAUAUAUAUAGAACCUAUAGGAUAUAAGUUCUCAGUUAUUCUGAGGUCUGAAGUUCUGAGAAGAGUCUAUAUUUAGGCAUCAUAGUAUACAGUGGAGUGAGAAGCCAUUUGCGCAACAUUAAGAUUUAAGUCUAUAGGUAUUUGUCAAGUUUACUUGCAAAAUUAUGAAGACGUGGUAAGAAGACGUGUUCAUGCGGAUUUCGGUUUACAUAUUGGUCACUGCGAACAUACCGUAAACUAGUAUCGGCUGUGUUUCACUCUCGGGAAAAAUGCUUACUGUAAACUAGUAUCAGCUGUGUUUCACUCUGGGGAGAAAUGCUUACUGUAAACUAGUAUCAGCUGUGUUUCACUCUGGGGAGAAAUGCUUACUGUAAACUAGUAUCAGCUGUGUUUCACUCUGGGGAGAAAUGCUUACUGUAAACUAGUAUCGGCUGUUUCACUCUGGGGAGAAAUGCUUACUGUAAACUAGUGUCAGCUGUGUUUCACUCGGGAGAAAUGCUUACUGUAAACUAGUAUCGGCUGUUUCACUCUGGGGAGAAACGCUUACUGUAAACUAGUAUCGGCUGUUUCACUCUGGGGAGAAAUGCUUACUGUAAACUAGUGUCAGCUGUGUUUCACUCUGGGGAGAAAUGUGUGAAUGAAUUGCAGCUUCUCUGACUGAUUUCCCCACUUCAGUGAAUCACCCGGUUGCACACCCAAACAAUGCAGAGACCAACCUUAGUCCAAACAGACGUCAUGUACAAAUACUCUGUUCAGUAGAAUCCCUCCUGUGAUUAUACACAAAUAUAAAUAUGUUUAAGAAAGCUGUAACCUUUUAAUCUGCUCUGUCCUGGGUCUGCCUGUCGCCUCUGAGUCCCUCCCCUCAUCCAGACAUAACCAGUCAAAAGUUAGAAGAGAUUUCUGAUUUAAAGAAGAUAUAAAACCUCUGCCUUGUGAGUCUGAACUGUACUGUAGUCCUUUGUGAACAAUAAAUAUUACAGUCAGUAAAAUUUCACUUUACUCAAAA